CGCCUAGUACCUGCCCACUGAGUUUGAGGUGACAGAAUAACAAUUCAUGAUGCUCAAGCGAACGACUGCCUGAAUGAUGAUACAGUAUAUCACUUAUACUUCAUCAACUAUUACUAUUGGCACUCUUGUUCCUGCAUUGCCGUCUAAUGUUCUGAGUUUUAUUAUCGUCAAAUGAACGCUCACAAACGUGUGCAUGCGUAUCAAAGUAUACAGGGGGCAGCAUUAAGUCAUUGAGUGGGCGCGUUCAAGUUGAAAAUGCUUGCAUCGGAUUGGUCGCGGGUGGAACAUCUGUAGCCACACUUGCAGCUGCUCAUGUCUCCGGCCAGAAAGCAGCCCAUGACUCAGUCGGUGCCUGCAGUGUUCAGCUGAACCGAUCCGACGCGGCCUUGUUAACAACUCAAUGAAUCAGCACCGUGUUUGAGGACCUCCCUCGUCUUAUUUCGACGUAACAAUCUCCCAUUAAGCCUGGAAGAAAAGUUGUUUUAGAGACCCAGUCGGUUCUUGCAUUGUUUACCAACCGGGCGAUACGUUGUGAAAUGGUUCCUCUUCAGGAGGAUUUUAUUCCAAGGAGCCUCGUGGACGUAUGAGAAGCACGUCCCACUCUUUCCCUGAAAUCCAUGCGGCAACUGGAAUACGGGAGGCGUUUGGCGCUGCUGGACUCACCAGCUAUCUUUCAUCCAACCAGACUGUGACGUCCAGGUAUGCAGAGGAUCUCGUGGCCGCCGAGAUAGACACAAAGGGACUCUCUUCAAUUUCACCCGAAUUUCAAGUGAUUGCCGCCUUCUCCCGGCGUGCUUUGUGGGCAGCGGAGGAGUCAACGUUCCCCUGACGGCGUAUGUCAACGACGCUUGGCGCAGAGCUUUGUUUUAAACGGACAGUCGAUAAGUUUCUAAUCGGAUUGAUGGUGGUUGGGCGAAGGCAGAGGACUACCAAACUGGCCGGCGAGGAGCUGACGGCUUACUCGGAGCUGUCUGGGAAUCGGCGAUGAAUGCGGGGAUUUAUUCGGCGUGAUUCGAGCUGCAGCAGCUGUCUGCCAGGCGCGUUUAUGUAUAGCUUUUGCAGGGUCAAGAUGCAGGUUCGGACUGUGCUGGACGUCAAAGUGGUGGACGUGGAGAAAAGGCGCAGUCCAUCGAAACACUACGUGUAUCUCAUCAAUGUCACCUACUCAGACAAUACCUCCCACAUCAUUUACAGAAGAUACAGCAAGUUCUUUGACCUUCAGAUGCAACUACUUGACAAGUUUCCAAUUGAGGGUGGACAAAAAGAUCCAAAGAAGAGGAUUAUUCCAUUUCUGCCAGGCAAAAUCCUCUUCCGAAGGAGUCAUGUGCGAGACGUGGCUAUGAAGCGACUGCGUUUCAUUGACGACUACUGCAGGGCGCUCGUGCGACUCCCCCCUCAAAUCUCACAGAGUGAAGAAGUGCUACGCUUCUUUGAGACAAAAGCUGAGGACCUCAACCCCCCUGUGGAGGACUAUGGCUCCAAGCGCAAGUCGGUAUGGAUGUACGGCAUUACCGACAGCCCAAGGAAAGAGGCGUCAGGGAUUGACAGCUUGGAGCCUAUGGUACUGGAGCAGUAUGUGGCUGUGGCCAACUACGAAAGACAGGAGAACUCUGAGAUCAACCUCAAAGCCGGCGAGACAGUGGACGUGAUUGAGAAGAGCGAAAGUGGUUGGUGGUUUGUCAGUACAGCAGAGGAGCAGGGCUGGGUGCCUGCCACAUAUCUUGACUCCCAAAGUGGAACCAGAGACGAUUUGGAUUUAGGCACCUCCAGGACAGGGGAGGUGACUAAAAGACGCAAGGCCCAUCUGAAGAGGCUUGACCGUCGAUGGACUCUUGGGGGUAUUGUGAACCGCCAACAGAGCAGAGAGGAGAAAUAUGUAACAAUACAGCCAUAUACCAGUCAAGGGAAGGAUGAAGUCAGCUUUGAGAAAGGGGUUACCGUGGAAGUUAUUCAAAAGAAUCUAGAAGGCUGGUGGUACAUCAGAUAUUUGGGGAAAGAAGGAUGGGCCCCUGCUUCCUACUUGAAAAAGUUAAAAGAAGACUUCUCCCCUCGUAAGAAGACGCUGUCGGGUCCUGUGGAAAUCAUUGGCAACAUCAUGGAGAUCAGCAGUCUUUUACAAAAGAAAUCAGUCAGCGAAAAGGACAUCCAGACAGACGGCGAUGGUAGCACCACACCAGAGCGUCACAUCUCCAAGAGCGAGAUCAGCUUGCCUAUGCCCUUUAGCUCUGAGAUCAAUGCUGAGACAGGCAGGAGGUUGAGCGCAGGCCGUGAUACUAACAGUCCUUGCCUGGGAAUAGCAGCAGCGAGCUCUGCCCGGAAUGAAGCCAAAGUGAGAGGUGAACCAAGUUCCCCGGCCGUUGCCAGAGUAGCACCACACAGAGUUGAAAUCGGCUUUGACUCCAUUGGGUCUCCUAAUCUGAGACAAAAACCUCCUCCAAGAAGAGAGAUCAAUUUGGGUUUGCAGUUGCCUAAGCCACCAGAGCCACCUGCUGUGGAAGCAGAAUAUUACACCAUUGCAGAUUUCCAGUCCUCCAUUUCCGAUGGCAUCAGCUUCCAUGGAGGACAAAAGGCUGAUGUAAUAGAGAAGAACCCCGGAGGUUGGUGGUAUGUGCAGAUUGGAGAGAUGGAGGGAUGGGCACCAUGCUCCUACAUCGACAAACGCAAGAAGCCCAACCUCAGCCGUCGAACCAGCACCCUGACCAGGCCCAAAGUCCCACCCCCGGCCCCGCCUGUGAAAAAGCAUGAUUCUGAGGAGACUCCUCCUCCUAACACGUCCACUCCUAAAGUAACAGAUUCUGUCAAAAGAUCUGUGUAUGAGGAACCUGAAUAUGAUGUUCCAGCAGUUGGCUGUGAAGGUGAAUCGGAUACAGAUUCUUUCAAAGGUGAACGUUCCUUGGAUGUUAAAAUUAGUAAUGUAGUCAGCAACAAGUAUCGCAGUUCCCCUCCCUCAAGUAAAACUUCCCCUCUUGUGUGCAAAAAAUCACCAGUUUUCGCCCAUCGAAGGGCCUCCUUCCGAUCUGUCGAAGAAGUUGCUAAAGAGGAACGAAUCUAUGAAAAUGAUCGCUUUCAAUCUAGUGGUGGUACAGAAGAAAAAACGGCAGAAGCGGCCAGCGAGCCUGACUUUCCAAGGACGUACCAUUCCUCUACAGUUCCACGCAAACCCUCUGGAUCUUCACCGUUGCCUGGUCACCCCACAAAAACAAUGACCCCAGAGAUGAAUAGAAGAAGCCAGACUCUUGGUAGACAAACAGACAUUCACUUCCGGUCCCAGGAGAACAGUCCCCAUUCCUCGUCAGACGGAUUGAAUCGAGGUUCCAAGAAAUGCACGAGCAUUAGCCGGGAUGUGGAGCAGAGAAUAGGUCAGAGCCCGUCUACCAGACCGAAGCCUUCUGUCAGACCUAAACCACUCCUUAUGAAAUCAGAGCCUCAGAGUCCUGAGAGGAUGGAUAUCAGUUCCUUAAGACGCCAAUUGAAGCCCACAAGUCAGUUACGACACGGACACAAGACUUCUCGAGGAGAAGACUCGGAUACUGCCUCUGUAAUAUCAUCAGGGGAAUCUGUGUGUUCACGCAGUACCUCAGAUCUUUCAACCGUUUACUCCAAAGGUAGCUAUGGAGACUCUGACGUAGAGGGAUCCUGCCUGUACCGCUCCCUGGAUGCAUACAAGAAAGUCCAAGAAUCAGAGAUCAGCUUUCCAGCUGGGGUGGAAGUGGAGGUUCAGGAGAAGCAAGAGAGUGGCUGGUGGUAUGUGCGCUGGGGUUCUGAGGAGGGUUGGGCACCCUCAUACUUUUUGGAACCUGUCAAGCGAGUGGGUGAUGCUGCGAGGCGAGAAUCAGAUGGACACGGCAGUAAGUCCGAUAGCCUUGAGAAAAACGAAAAGCACGUCAUGGAUCUAAAUAACGUCAAUCUUCAGGGUCUGACCCAGCAGCAUCAAGGCUUGAGAAGGAACACGCCACCAAUUCCUUCAAAGCCUCCCGGUGGCUUCACCAAGCCAUCCGGGAUAGUCAAUGGAAGUGUGCGGAUGAGGAAUGGGGUACGCCAAGUGGCAGUGAGGCCCCAGUCUGUAUUUGUAACGUCAACGCAGCCGGCAAAGGAUACACAUUACAUGACGGGUUCUCUGAGACGGAAUGACUCUCUUGGCAGGAGUGAUCGCUAUAGCUCAGGUUCUGCCACACUUGGUGUCCACCGAAAUGCCUCCUUCAGCACAGUGCGCCCCCACGUGGUUGUUGAAAGUCAGACGCGACCUGCCGAGCGCCCGAACCUCGGCUCCUCGGUGAGCGGAUUCAGUUCAAGCAAUGUCCCGGAUCCCCUUGGCAGAUUUAGCCAGCGCAACGGUAUCCCCGUGUCCACAGUCCGUCCCAAACCCGUAGAGAAGAGCCAGCUGAUCAAAAAUAACCUCGGCAGGGAUGUGUACGUGUCCAUCGCCGAUUACCGCGGUGACGAAGAGACGAUGGGCUUCACCGAGGGCACCUGUCUGGAGGUCUUGGAGAGAAACCCCAACGGUUGGUGGUACUGCCAGGUGCAGGACAGCCUGCUUCCCCGUAAAGGCUGGGUCCCGUCCAACUACCUUGAGCGCAAGAAAUAAUGGCCACCCAUAUUCACUUCACUAACACCUUUUUGAUGUCCCCGAGGAAGUGGGUGAUGUCACCCCUCAAGAAUGUUACCCACCGUCUCCUACAAGCAAUACGUCCUUGACAAUGGCCACUUAAAGAGAAAAGACUGUGUGAUCUGAGAUGGAAGGACACAUUAAGUGCUGGCUUACUAAAAUAUAUACAAAGAGGAUUGUGAAGUAUUUAUUCGCAAGCAACGGAUUGGUCAUAUUUACCAGGACCACCUUAAAUAGAUGGUACGAAAAGGGGUUUUCUAUAUUUCCAUCACAGGCUGUGAUGGUUAAGUGCCUUUUGUAUUUCACCUGAAUGGAAAUAUUAAAUGGUGGAUGGCAAACUGUAACACCAACCAAAUAUUUGAAAUGUGCCAUACUUCUUUGAACACCACCACUUAGUGGCUCCGACAUCAAGUUGAAACGGCCAUUUUGGAUCUGGGGGCUCGUAUGGAAGACGGACACGUUUGAUUGGCUGAGAAUUAUGUCACUUCAAAUUCUAUUAAUCAAGCAAAGAGGAAUCUCUUAUUUGUUGGUGUUAUUUUGUGUUUGUCUUGAAUAUCUCUUGGGUUGAUGUCUUCUUUAGAUAAUUAUUUCUGCUCUCUUGUGACAUCUUUGAACCGCCAAAUGCUUUAUGUUACAAAAGUAAAAGCUCUUUUAAUGUUCUACCAUUUGAAGCGACACUUACAAAACACACAACAGUCGAAUUAGUGGCAAAGUAUCGUGUUGUCAAUAAUCAGUUGCAUUUUUAUGCCAAAUGUAGCGCCAGGUAAAACAAACAUCCAAUAUAUAAAAGUUCAAAUGAGUAAAUGAGUUAUAAAUCGUUUCCAAAGUGAUUAAUAGUUUCUUUCACUGCACUGUAGUUGUCAUCUUUCACAAGAUUGUACUGCCGUUGUGCGAAUGGAUUACUUAAGGACCGGAAAGGCCGGGAAAUAAUUAAUUUCCAGGAACAUACCGUAUAUAUGCCCUUGCACUGCAUUUAGCCCAAAUAUGUGUGCACACAUUUUCUGUAUUUAUGGUACGACUAAUCCAAAGCGUUCCACAAAGUACGUAGAAUAAAGUUACUGAACUGAAAAACACGAAAACCAGGAACAACUAGAUAAUGACAGUACAAUGUGAAGUAGUCGGCGAUGGAGGCAAGAAUUGACAUCACUGACGACCCUAAACACUGUGCCUCGACACAUCUAGUUGACAUUACUUGCCUCAAAGUGCUUUAAUGCAGACUCUUUCAUUUUCAGUGAGUGUGUGACGUCCCCUCCACCCCCGCCCCAUAUUGAACAGAUAUGUAGAGCUUAAAGUGAAUUCAUCUUUUUCCCCAAAAUUGAGUCUGAGAAGUCAGAAUGCCUUCCUUAAUUUCUUUUUUGUAAUGUAAUCAUAAAUCCAUGUAUUAAUCGAGAAAUUACAAUUUGCUUGAUUCUUGCUUUCUGAAAAAUAAUGCUUUAUAAUCAUAUUUGAAAAUUAAAAUAUCAUUAUGAUUUAACAGUUUCUACAUAUUGGUGUAUUAACUAUUGCAGAAACAAAAAACAAAACUUUGCCAAAACUAUUGCCGGUAAUUGAGAGCCACUGUGCCGCGUGUCUUAAUAUCAUAACAUAUUUGUUGAACACUGUCGUGUCUGAGCAUAUGGUAUAAAUGUUUUUUUUUGUUUUUAUUACGGUAAUAGCCCCCCCCGCACCCCCAACAACAACAACAAAAACACAGGAAAAAGAUUUUCGUACGAUACAUUUUAAGAGUUUUUACAGCUCAAAUGGCUGAUGUUCAAGACUGCUGAAAUACAUUUUCUAAUGAACAGGGCUAACUUUAUUAUUAUUUGUUUUCUGCUGGACAGUAUUACUUCAAAAAAGGUACCUACCUUAUCUGCUAGAUUGCAGUAAUCUACUUUGGCAAAGCUAUUUAUAUUUUAAUUUAAAUGUGACUGCACAAUUACAGUCAUGAGGAGUGAAGUGCUUCUGUUUUAUUGAUUGGUGCACUUUAAAACAUGUUUUGCUGGGCAUUAAUUUGAAGAUGCAGUGAACACUCAGCAUAGUAGUUAGGAUUAUUAAUCAUU
Messenger RNA from Hippocampus comes (tiger tail seahorse), 6645 nucleotides. RefSeq names its product SH3 and PX domains 2Aa (gene sh3pxd2aa). The transcript has 16 exons. Gene Ontology annotation, cellular component: cytoplasm. Lineage: Eukaryota; Metazoa; Chordata; Actinopteri; Syngnathiformes; Syngnathidae. The record is from RefSeq and is a predicted model, not a curated record. Gene Ontology annotation, biological process: superoxide anion generation. Bases 989 to 4585 code for a protein of 1198 amino acids. Gene Ontology annotation, molecular function: protein binding; superoxide-generating NADPH oxidase activator activity; phosphatidylinositol binding.